Molecule: messenger RNA, 7170 nt
Organism: Lethenteron reissneri (Far Eastern brook lamprey)
Lineage: Eukaryota; Metazoa; Chordata; Hyperoartia; Petromyzontiformes; Petromyzontidae
Product: huntingtin-interacting protein 1-related protein-like
Biological process (GO): clathrin coat assembly; actin filament organization; endocytosis
Cellular component (GO): cortical actin cytoskeleton; clathrin-coated vesicle
Molecular function (GO): phosphatidylinositol-3,4-bisphosphate binding; actin filament binding; clathrin light chain binding
Source: RefSeq, a predicted model, not a curated record
GAGGGAGGAGGCGGAGUGGUGGUAGUGGUAGUAGUAGUGGUGGUGGGUGGGUGAGCUCACGGUGAAGAGGCAAGUGUUGAGUUGCUCCGUGCUGGAGUUUGCGUGUUCCUGACAUCGUCCGCCUUCUUGUGCAUUUGCCCCGUCGCUUGGCCACGAUGGAGAGGGUGGCCAGCACCAUCCGGCAUGCUCCCACCAGCCUGCUGAACAGGCGCUCCGUGAACACGAUGGAAGCCGACAGGGAUACGUUCGAACGCGUACAGCUGACGAGCAUCAACAAGGCGGUGAACACACAGGAGGUGCCGGUCAAAGAAAAGCAUGCACGCAUCUGCAUCAUGGGCACGCACCAGGAGCGCGGUGCGCUCACCUUCUGGACGACGGCCAGCACGCUGCCGCUCUCCAGCAGCCCCGUCAUCAGCUGGAAGUUCUGCCACGUGCUGCACAAGGUGCUGCGCGAUGGACACCCCAACGUGCUGCAGGACUCGCUGCGCCGCAUGUCCAACCUGAAGGAUCUCGGCCGCAUGUGGGGCCAAAUGCACAACCGCUUCGGGCAGAUGGUGAGCGUGUACCUCAAGCUGCUGCUCACCAAGAUGGAAUUCCACGAGAAGAAUCCGAUCUUUCCUCCAAAUCUGGCGGUGAGCGAUGCCAAGCUCGAGGAGGCCGGAGGUAACGAUGCCAGCACCAUAUUCCAGCUCACGGUGUCGAUGUUCGACUACAUGGAAUGCGAGCUCACCCUCUUCCAGACCGUGUUCAACUCGCUGGACAUGUCGAAGGCCGUGUCAAUGACCCAGGCUGGGCAGUGCCGUCUGGCGCCGCUCAUCCAGGCCAUCCAAGACUGCAGCCACCUCUACGACUACAUCGUUAAGCUGCUUUUCCGCCUUCACUCCUGUCUCCCAGCGGACACCCUGGACGGACACAGGCAACGUUUCCAAGACCAAUUCAAGAGACUCAAGGACUACUUCCACCGCUGCAGCAACCUGCAGUACUUCAAGCGCCUCAUCCAGAUUCCACGACUGCCCGACAAUCCUCCCGACUUCCUGCGUGCCUCGGCCCUCUUCGAGCACGUGAAGCCAGUCGUGGUGAUCCCGGGGGACAGCGUCGAGCCUGACGACCUGGUGGAACCGGAGGUGGUGGAGCCGGUGCACAGCCCUUUGGUGGCAGCGGAGCCCAAAGUGGAAGAUAUCCUCGACUUCAGCAAUGGCAGCAGCAGCGCUCCUGACGAGAGGGACCAGCUCAUUGAACGUCUGCAGCGGGAGAUCGAGAGGCUCAAGGGGGAACUGGAGUUCCUCAAGGCCGAGAGCCGCCGCCUGAUCGUGCAGCUGCGGGAGCGCGUGGUGCAGCUGGAGCGCGAGCUGGCGGAGGAGCGCGGUCUGCGCAUGCGGGCGCAGACCGAGGGCCAGCGUGUGCAGGCCGAGCUGCUUGAGGCCCAGCGCGACAGGGAGGAGACGGAGUUGGCCCAGAGUGCGCUCACCGAGGUUGAGAAGAAGGCGCAAGCGAACGAGCAGCGCUUUGUGAAAAUGAAGGAGAAGCACACGGAUCUGGUGAAGACGCACGCGGAGCUGCUGAGGAAGAACGCUGACGUGGCGCGACAGCUGACGACGCUGCUGCAGGCCAAGGAGGAGGCCGAGACGGCGCGGGCUGGCAUCGAGAAGAUUAUCCAACAGACCGAGCAAGAAACGGACGCCAAGCUGCAGGAGCAGAGGCGCGCGGUGGAGAGGCUUGAGAAGGAGCUGGAGAGCAGCCGCCAGGACCUGACCUCGCUCCGGUUCACGCUGGAGAACACCGAGAAGUCGGGCACGGAGCUGUCGAGCCGGAUGCAGUCUCUGCAGGACGAGAAGCGCCGGGUCCAUGAGGAGCUGGAACGGCGCAGCCAGGAGGUGACGGCGCUGGGAUCGCAGCUGAGCGAGCGUGAGCGCGCUCUCGAAGACAACAAGCAGCAGAAGCAGGCCGAGGUGCAGCAGCUGCAGCAGCGGCUGUCUGACAAGGAGGCACAGGAGAAGUCCCUGAGGCAGCGUCUCCUGGAGGAGCAGUUCCUGCUGCUGCGGGGCGCCGUCGAGGAGGGCGAGCGCAUCGUGCGUGACGCCAUCGACAAGCUGGACGACCCGCUGCACGUCGGAUGCAAGAGCUCCCCGGACUAUCUCAUCACGAGGGCGCAGGCGUCGCUGGAGUCUGUGGCUCGCACCAAGGCGGGUCAUGCCCAGUACGUGAAGGACGAGUCUGAUGCGAGUGGAUUGCUCCGAGCGGUCUCUGGGCUCUCCCACCUGGUCAGCGACACGAUCGUACAGGGCAGCGCCACCUCGCACCUGGUGCCGGGGGACCAGGCCGACCGCCUGACGGAGGCGUGCCAGCAGUGUGGCGACGGCGCCCUGGCCUUCCUGGACAAGCUGAAGGAGCGCUCGACGCUGCCCGGCGCCAACCCCGAAGCUCUGCGCGCCACUCUGGAGCGCAUCGUCCGCAUUGGGGAGGACCUGCGUCCCAAGGGCAUGGACGUGCGUCAGGAGGAGCUGGGGGACCUGGUGGAGCAGGAGAUGGCGUCGACAUCCGCCGCCGUGGAGGCGGCAGCGGCUCGCAUUGAGGACAUGCUGAACAAGUCGCGGGCGGCCGACACGGGCAUCAAGCUGGAGGUGAACGAGCGGAUUCUCGCGUCUUGCACGGAUCUGAUGCAAGCAAUCAAAAUUCUCAUCGUCGCAUCGUCGGAGCUCCAGAGAGAAAUCGUGGAGAGCGGACGGGGUGCCGCCUCACCGAAGGAGUUCUACGCCAAAAACUCUCGCUGGACCGAGGGCCUCAUCUCUGCCUCGAAGGCCGUGGGCUGGGGCGCCACCAUGCUGGUCGAAGCGGCCGACAAGGUGGUGCAGGGUGACGGCAAAUUCGAGGAGCUCGUGGUGUGCUCGCACGAGAUCGCCGCCAGCACCGCGCAGCUCGUCGCUGCCUCCAAGGUGAAGGCCGAGAGGAACAGCGGCAAGCUGGCACGCCUGCAGCACGCGUCGCGCGGGGUCAACGAGGCCACGGCCCGCGUCGUCGCCUCCACCAAGACCGGGAUGUCGCAGAUCGAGGAGUCCGGAGCUAUGAACUUUAAGGAUAUGACCAUGACCCUGACGCAAGCGAAGCUUCGAGAAAUGAACUGCCAGGUCAAGGUGCUGGAGCUGGAGAAUCUGCUGGAGAAGGAGCGCAUGCGGCUGGGCGAGCUCCGCAAGAAGCACUACGAACUGGCCGGCACCUUGGCGCAGGGAGCAGACGGCAACUGAGGCCCGUGGCGGCGGUGAGAGUGGAGGAGGUGGAGUUGGCGGUCCGCAUUCCUUCGCUGGGAUAUUCGUCCACUCCACUCUCCACGGGGCACCGUGCGAGUGCUUUUGCAAUAGCGAGAUGGAGCUCAACGGGUGUUUUACUGGGACUCGAGAAUGUUUCUUGUUGUGUUUUUAAGGCGGUGGGUGUCAACACUGGCAGUUUUUACUUCCCCUUUUCUGCGCUCUCGUGCCCCGGGGGCCCCCCCACCCCGUACGGACCGUCAUUAAAUCCUUAAACCACGACCCCCCCCUCCCCCCCCCCCGGUUCGUAGAUGUGCAAUGAGGGUGCGGAGAAUCGAAACGCGCCUGCUGACUCGUUGGUGAGCGUGGCCACCACACCGGUGGUGCCGGCAGCAAGGCCGGGCUGCUGUGCUCGAUGUGCGGUCGGACUGACAGCUUGGGGAUUGAGGAGGGAGGGAGCAUAGGUGGGGGGGGGGGGGGACGUUGAGGGUGGGGGGUGGGUGGGCAGCAAGGUCAUUGUCUCUGUGCAUUUGCCCUGUAAAUCAUAAGUGAGUUUUUACUGUGUAAUUAAGGUGAGCAUUGUUGUUCUAUUUUAACUUUAACUGCUGCAGUUUACUGGCGUUCCACCUUUAUUUGAUGCACUCAUGAGUUGAGUGCCUGUGUGUGUGUGUGUGCGUGCGCAUACAUUCCUGUGUGGAUCCUAAGUAAGUGUACAUGCGCGCGUGUGUGCGUUACACUGCACUAGGGCGCGUGUGUGCACACGGCGGGGUGGGGGAGCGGUUGCGCAGCGGUUUGAUCGCUGCGCUACGAACCCGGGGACCCCAUAUUUUAUUAUUUGAUUACCGCUCACGGCCAACACCGGUGACGAUUAUCUAAAGCAGUCCCGGGGCUCCCCCCUAAGUCGACUGUGUAUGGAGACAUCAGCACGAAGGGGCAGAAACAGAUGUGGCCGGGCGCGGUGUUGUCCACACCACACACUCUCUCUCUCGCGCGGCGGACCGGCCUCCGUGCUCGUGCAUUGUUCAGGAAUGUGUGCGCUCCGAAAGGAGGAACGUCGCGUUUUGUCUUCGUUAAGUGGUGAGCUCGGAGCUUUCUUUUGCUAGAGGAAGUAUGUGAGUGCGUGCGUGUGUGUACAUGUACAUUGUGGGGAGCGGUAGCGUAGUGGUCAGCGCGCUGUUCUACGGUACCUGGCGACCCCGGUUGGAUUCCCGCUCGCGGCCGAUACAAGUGACGAUUAUCUUAACCGGUGCUGGGCCUCCCCUAGGUCGACUCAGCCUCAAAUGAGUACCUGGUGCGGUGUGUAAACAUCGCCACUGGGGAGACAAAGGCGGCUGGGCGUGGUUGCUGGCCACCCACCCCCUCGUGUGUUGUUCCGGCCUUCAUAGGUGCUCGCUAACAGCACUUGCCCCAACAUCCUGUUAAGGCUAUACGGGGGAUCUUUGUCUUUGUGUGUACAUGCAUGCACGCGUGUGUGCGUGUGCGCACAUUCAUCCGAGUACUUGCGUGUGUGUGUGCGGGACGCGAGCAGCUCUCGGUGCUCUCAGUUGCCCACUGCUUGCCACGUGCAGGUUAAAAUUAGCCGUCACGUCAAAUAGCUAAACGCUAGAUGUGAGUGUAGACGUCCUGUGUCAAGUACAAUCUAGUCUUUGUUAUCCCGCCAGAGUGUGGAUGUACGGGGCCCGACUGUUUACGCCGCGUUUCAUUGUUGAAUGUUCACCGCGACCGUGGUACGGGUCGUCCCGUCAAGCGUUUCCACUCGUGCAUCGGACGUGAUCCGCGGCGCGCGCGUUGGUGAAAUUGCGACGUGGUUUACGAUUGAUCGCUCGCUCGCCGCCGCCGCCACCACCGCCACUGGGAUCGAGGUUUCCGCCGCACGCUCCUUGCUUUGCGACCGUCGAUCGCGGUGGAGCGUACCCCCGGCGGUGAUCCGACCCCAUGGCGGUUACUUUUCAUGUCAAUUUUGGUCCUCGUCACGAGAACUUCUCGCAGCCACUCCGGCCGUGCAGCAAUCCCGAGCGCAACGUGGGCCAGAUUCUCAUCGUUUUCGGCGGGAUUUCACUUUUGUCGGAUAGAACAUUUUUGUUGCGAAAACGCGCCGACGUCUCCAUUGCCAACAGUGGCGGCAUGGGAAAGUCGGCCAAAGUGCGGUUUUGUGGACGGUUUUGUCAAAAUGGGAAUCCGAUUACCUCCCGCUUUUUUAUUUUCUGGGGGCCUCUUCUUUUUUUUUUUGCUCAACUUCUGGAGCUCGGUCGGUCGGUCGGUCAGCGGGAAGGGUUUUGCUCGCGAGACGAAACUCUCAAUAGGGGGCGGCCCCCUGGUCGGACGGCCGUUUGCCGAUGCUCGUCUUUGUCCGCGGCAGGCUCGGCGUCCCACUGCGACCGACAGAUUCCUCCAAGGAGAGGUUGGCGUGGUAGCAUUCAUCGGUAAGCGAUUAUCUGGACCGGUCCUGCGCCUUCCCUAGGUCGACCCAGCCUCAAGUGAGUACUGGGCAUGGUGCUGCCCCCCCACCCAACCCUGCUCGUGUACCAUGCCGGCAUUCGUAGGUGCUACUCGUCAUAACAGCUCUUGUCCCGAGAAAGUAUGUUAAAGGUGACACGGGGGAUCUUUGUCUUUGGGCUGACAGAAAUGAUGGCACGCCAGGCUUGUAGAACCACUGCCGCCGUGUGGUCAUUGACGCCGUGAUCCUCUCGCUGCGCGUGGCAAGCGACACGCCACGCUAGCGCCGGCUUCUCUUGGCGAUCGGCGAGGCCGACGCGACCAACAGCGGCCCCCGCGGCUACGACCUCGACGUUUUAUUUCAUUUUUAAAAAAAUGUGCACUUAUCGACCAAUAAAUCAAUCAAUCAAUAAAUCAACUCGCGAGUUGAAGUUAAUAUCCGUCUGCCGGCGUGCCUCGAUGUAACGUGGCGAUGUCGGAGGCUGCCGUCUUGCUGAUGAUAACGCAAACGAGCGAAAUUUCAGCGCUCUGGGCGCGAGUGCGUCCGCGGUCGGAUGGUGCCGGGUGCGCCUUUUUGGCGGUUCUGAACCAGUGGUUACGGACUGCACAUUCCCUUGGUGGGUGCCAGUCUGUCCGUACGACGGCGAUGACCGUUGACCUACACGCAUACACACAUACACACAGACGCAGGGUGAUCCUCGUGUUAUUGAUCCGGUAAGGAUGAAAAUCAGUUAUUGACCUGGCAAAGUAGAUCAUUUGCAGGGAGGACUGUUCGGACACUGGCGAUGGCGCUGAACGGGCUGCUGCGCUGCUCUGCCGCCUUCUCGGCCCCCUAGCUCUGAGCGCUCGAAACGACGAGCGGAAUGAAAACGGAGGAGUGUGUUAAAGGGGGAAGCACAGCAACCAAACGGAGCUCUCAUCCUACCACCGACACUAACCAUGGCUAAUCAGCCACGAGGACUAGCCCCCCCUACCACUGACUCUACCAAACGAGAGUUGAUCAACGACUUGUACUAACCCGACUAAUAACAGCCAACUAGCCAAGCAGCAAUUGGCCCUCUCAUUAAACCUCUCCCGACCACCUGCCCUAACCAACCGGUCAUGAGUUCUAGCCCACGAACUUUAAACAAUUAGCCAAGCCAGCCACGAGGAAUACCCCACCACCCCUAACUUGAACCCCACCGAUGUCGCUGCGCGGGGACUCAUGCUCAGUCGUGUUCCUCACAUCGCGCUGGGCUACGGGCUCCGUUCCCUCUCUCCCCCCUUGUCUCCCUCUCCCACCGUGACUCUCCUCGUCUCUCUCUUUGCGAAUGAACUUUCAUCCUGUGGGUCAUGGCGCGUGCCCGCAGUGUCACACGAGUCGAGGAUUGUGUGUCGCUGUGUGUAAUGUAAGUGCUGUAUAAUGUGGAGGGGUGGUGAUGUGAUGUGUCUGUGUGUGGUGUUGGUCGUGUGCCUUGCUGUGUACUUCUCAAUAAAGUGUCUUUAUAACUUU